Molecule: messenger RNA, 979 nt
Organism: Doryrhamphus excisus (bluestripe pipefish)
Lineage: Eukaryota; Metazoa; Chordata; Actinopteri; Syngnathiformes; Syngnathidae
Gene: lrrc20
Product: leucine rich repeat containing 20
Cellular component (GO): cytoplasm
Molecular function (GO): protein binding
Source: RefSeq, a predicted model, not a curated record
CUAUAUUAUUUCAAACUAAAUAACUUAAUUAGUCUUAUUUUCUAACGAGACAGUUAGCACUUAGUGAGCUAUCCUUUCAGAGGUGGGCUAAAAAUACACGCACGCCUAAUUUGUCAAGCUAUCCGGCAGUGGCUAGCGUUAGCUUCCGGCCAUCUUCCGGGUUAGAGCACAACUCGUCGACAGAAAAAAUGGCGGAGGCUGUGGUUAAUGUGGCCCGCAGGAUCAAUGCAACAGUGGAGGAAGGAAGAGAAUAUCUGGAUUUAUCCAACUGUAAGCUCAUUUCCUUCCCUGAUGGAGUUUUCAAGGUUCUAAGCAGCGUGUCCGAGAACAUUCGGGUCAUCACAUUGGCCGACAAUGAACUGAAGGCCCUUAACAGCAAGUUCUUCUCCACAUUCACGCAGCUGAGAGAAUUGGACCUGCACGGCAACGCUCUCACCAAACUCCCUGACUCUUUGGAGGAGAUGAAGCACUUGACCAGCAUCAAUCUAUCACAUAACAACUUCUCGGUGUUUCCGGGUAAACUAACAGAAAUGUCCACUUUGGAGAGGAUUAACUUGGAAGAAAACAGCAUCACUGACGUACCGCUGGAGAAGCUAGCCGCCAUGCCCGCGCUAAAGUGGCUCAACGUGAUGUCGAACCCUCUAGACUCAAACACGCAAUCCGCUCUGAAAUCCCCACAAAAGUUUGACGUCUUGUCAACAAAGGAGUCCUAAAAACGAUGUUUACACGGGAUGUCCGCAUCCUGUGUGCGCAAUGAGAGAACACAACCUGGCAUCUGAAGCAUGGAGAUUUUUUAGCUUUUUUUUAAAAAUAUAUAUAGGCCCAGACAUUGACUUUUGGGUGGGAUAUUAUGGGAUGUAAUCGCCGACUUAUUAUUUUGGGUUGUAUAAAAGUUUUUCUUCUCCCAAUUUAUAACAUGGCAUGUUUUUUGUUGCCGUUUUUUCACUCCUGCAUUGGAUUUGAUUUAGGUGCAAAUUAA